Messenger RNA from Sipha flava (yellow sugarcane aphid), 1782 nucleotides. RefSeq names its product WD repeat and FYVE domain-containing protein 2-like. The record is from RefSeq and is a predicted model, not a curated record. Bases 370 to 1608 code for a protein of 412 amino acids. Gene Ontology annotation, molecular function: metal ion binding; protein binding. The transcript is spliced from 7 exons. NCBI's taxonomy places the organism in Eukaryota, Metazoa, Arthropoda, Insecta, Hemiptera, Aphididae.
UCAUUGCCGUCGUCGCCACAGCCGCUGUGAUAAGAGCCGUUGAUUCUGUUGUAAGUCCGAAUUUGAGUGCCGUGUGCGUGCGUGCGUGUGCGAGUGUUUGUGUGUGUGUGUGUGUGUGUGUGUGGUAUUGCAGCAGCAACACAGCGACUUGGGACCCGUUUAUGGAUAUUUGUGUGCUGUGCCGAAAACCGUUUUCCGCGCAAUCAUACCGUUCCGAUUCCUGGUGCUUAUCGACGUGAGGAAUACGGCGCGAGUACGCUACGGUGUAGACGUUGUAGACGUACCUACCUAGUUUCCACCGCGUUUCGUUCAUUUUUCUGCUUGGUUUCUUACCGCUUAAACACAGUCAGUGUCCCGAUCGCACGUAUAAUGGCUGCUCAAAUCAAACCAGGGCCUAGCUCGAGCAAUGACAAAUUGAAUACGAAUCGGAAGCCAGUGCUAUUGGCCAAAAUCGAAGGGUGCAGCGACAACGUGAACAAAGCCGUCUACAUACCGGACACUGACGGUGUCAUCAGUGUUUCGAGCGAUCGAUCUGUGAGAGUAUGGUUAAAAAGAGAUUCAGGUCAAUAUUGGCCUAGUAUUUGUAAUUACUUGCCGUCACCUGCUGUUGAUUUAUUUUACCGUCCAAUCACUAGACAAUUAUUUGUUGGGCAAGAAAAUGGAACUAUAUCAGAAUUUAUACUAGAAGAAGAUUUCAAUCGUAUGGAAUCUAAAGGUGAUAUCCUAGCACAUUAUGGUCGUAUCACUGGAAUGAUCUGGACUGAAGUAUCUAUAGAUGGAAUUUUAGAACAAUGGAUUUUAAGUACAUCUCGUGAUAAGAGAUUUCAGUAUCAUAAUGCUAAAAAUGGUAAUCCAAUUGGUCCACCUUUUGUUUGUGCAGCAUGGUGUACAUCAUUAGAAUAUGAUGCAGAAUCUGCUCAUGCUUUUGUUGGAGAUUAUUCUGGCAAUAUAACAAUGCUUAACAUAAAGGCUGAUGGAUUACAAGUUGUUACAACAUUAACUGGUCAUACUGCUUGCAUUGAAACUCUCACCUGGGAUGUAUCUACUAGACGUUUGUUUUCAGCUGGUCAUGAUCGUUUGAUUAUAGUAUGGGAUAUUGGAGGUGGCCAAGGCACAGCUUACGAACUUCACGGUCAUACUAAUAGAGUAACAUCUUUAGCAUUUGUAUCAUCUAAAAACCAAUUAAUAUCUGCUGGUGAAGAUUCAGUUUUGGUAUUUUGGGAUUUAAAUGCUGAAAGAAAAGAAACACCACCAUGGGCUGAAUCAGAUAAUUGUGAGUCUUGCAGCCGUCCAUUUUUGUGGAAUAUAACUGGAAUAUUUGAACGCAAACAAUUUGGAUCAAGACAACAUCAUUGUAGGGCGUGUGGUCGUGCUCUCUGUGAUAAAUGUAGCCAAGAACAAUCCACCAUACCUUCUAUGGGCUUUGAGCUUCCAGUAAGAGUCUGUAAAUUUUGCAGCACUAAUAUAGAUCAUACACCACUUGCAACAUUCCAUGACGCUAAGCAUAGCGUAAUGUCAAUAACAAUGGAUUUACAACGGAAAUGUAUCGUAACAGUUGGUCAAGACCGGGUUAUAAAGAUUUGGGAUGUAUCAAGCCUAUUGUUAUAGAUUACCUUUAAAUUACCUUUCACUGUUUAUGUAUUUUAUAAUUGCAUUUUAAGUUUUCUUUUUAUAAUAAAAUAUGAAAAAUGAGUGUAAUAUCUAAGCAUUUAUCACUAUCUAUAAAUAAUUUAGUUAAACAUUUAUAUCAAAAUAUAUCUUAUGGGAGAUAAUGUUAUUUAA